AGUUUAUGGACUACUGGAUGCAAUUUAUUGUAAUAUUUAACGGCCCUUGAUUCAUCAUCCCAGGUGUGGUUUGCAAUCUAACGGCCCUUGAUUCAUCAUCCCUGGUGUGGAACAGUCUCUCCGGCCUCAUUCCAGCGUCUCAAUGAGGACGGCCUCAAAACAGCGUCGUAUUGCAGAUUUAUAUGUUCAAGACGGGGUCGUUUUACUGCAAUCUUGAACCCACCCUGCGAGUCCCCCAGCCGGGAAGGCAACGAAGACUGUCAUUUUCCACUAAAUGGUCUAAGCAUCACCCCUCGUCGCCGCUCUCAUCCUUGAGAUUGAGAAGUCUACCAAGCAAUUCUGGCAGAGAGUGUGCGCGUGUGUGUGAGAGAGUGAGUGAGUGUGUGUGUUUUCUUCGUGUGUGUUGUGUAUUUGGGUGCAGUAAGAAAUGGGGGAAGAAGACGAUCCACAGAAGUUGAAAAAGAUAGCGGCGGCGGCGUACGACUACGAGAGUGACCCUAGAUGGGCCGAGUACUGGUCUAAUAUCCUCAUCCCUCCCCACAUGGCCUCUCGCCCCGACGUUGUCGAUCACUUCAAGCGCAAAUUCUACCAGCGUUUUAUUGAUCCUGAUCUUCUGGUUGAGUCAAUGUCUUCAAAUGGUUCUUCGCAGCAAUCCAGGCCAUCGGCGACGUCCCCAACGCCACCCCAACCCCAAAAUGACCAAGCACGAUUUCGUAAUUCAGGGUCCACAACUAGAACGUCUGGGACAUCAGCAGCUUCAGGUCCUAACCCUACUACUGUGCGCUGGGAUCGACAAACUAUUCAAUUUUCAAUCAAUGCCUGGGUGUUUGUGGUGGCUGUGCUCGCACUCUUUCCUCUUGUACCAAGAAAUCUUUCAAAUAGGGCAUAUCGACUUUCCUUUAUGGGCACUACAUGUUCCUCUCUGUAUUCUCUGUAUUCAAUAUACGGGAAACCACGGGCAUGGAACUUGCAGGCUGUACAAGCAUGGUUUCAGUCAGUAAUUGUAGCCAAGGAUUUUAUCCACUUUAUUUACUGCCUGACAUUCAUCAGUUCGCAGCUUCCGCUAAAAUUUGCUUUAAUUCCUGUUUUAUGUCGAGCUGUUGAGCACAUUGCCAAGUUCCUCAGGCGUAAUUUCAGUCGGUCCUCCUUAUAUAGGAAGUACUUGGAAGAGCCUUGUGUGUGGGUGGAGUCAAAUGCUACUACUCUCAGCAUACUGUCUUCACAUUCUGAGAUUGGGCUUGGCUUACUUCUAAUUGUCUCCCUGUUUUCGUGGCAACGCAACAUAAUACAGACAUUCAUGUAUUGGCAGCUACUAAAGCUCAUGUAUCAUGCUCCUGUGACUGCUGGCUAUCAUCAAAGUGUGUGGGCCAAGGUUGGGAGGGCUGUUAACCCGCUUCUGUACCGUUAUGCCCCAUUCUUGAACACUCCAAUUUCAGCAGUUCAGAGAUGGUGGCUCCGGUGAAAGCCAAAAGAGUAGGAAGAGGUGGAACAAGAAAUUUAACAGCAUUGAAGAUUUCACUUCCAGUGUUCCAGGGCUCUUCCCCCCUACCUUUUCCCCAUCCACGCACUAAGAAUGGAGUAAAGGAUUGUCUUCCCUUUGCGUUUUAAGUCGCAUAGAUGUUUGAACAUUCUAAUAUAUAAACAUUUAAUCUGUUGGUGUGCCACAUUGUUCAACCGUGGAUCUUAUAGACUUUAGUUUUGAUCUUGCAAUCUCAUCCUCUCUCCAAAGCUUCUUCAUGUUGGGUUUAGUACUUCAUUUUGGGCUGGUAUGCAUAAUCUCUUUGAUAAUAUGUCAGCACAAUUGAGCGAGUGGCAGCCAUCUAUGCCUUUCUUCCAUGUGUAAUAGCUGAUUUUUAAAAGUGAAGUGGGAACAGUAUUUCACCCGAGCUUAAAGAAAAGUGAAGUAGAAACACUAUUUUCUCUCA
Molecule: messenger RNA, 1925 nt
Organism: Malania oleifera
Lineage: Eukaryota; Viridiplantae; Streptophyta; Magnoliopsida; Santalales; Ximeniaceae
Exons: 9
Coding region: 428-1462 (344 amino acids)
Biological process (GO): membrane organization; endoplasmic reticulum tubular network organization
Cellular component (GO): endoplasmic reticulum; membrane
Source: RefSeq, a predicted model, not a curated record